Clonostachys byssicola is the source of this 1677-nucleotide messenger RNA. Lineage: Eukaryota; Fungi; Ascomycota; Sordariomycetes; Hypocreales; Bionectriaceae. The record is from the annotation of a GenBank genome assembly.
AUGAAACUAUUAUGGAGCCUGAUGGUCCUGGCUCUGUCCUUCUGGACGGCCCAGGCGCUGGAGCUCGCUCUUAAUGAAAAACCAGAAGAUAACCACUGGUGUGCCGGCAUGUACGACAGAAAGACCUGGGGUGGUCCUAUCGAUCCCUUUAUCCAUGUCAAGUUCCUCGACCAACCGAAGAAAGACGGCAAGGACGCGGUGGCAAGUUUCCUCAUUUUCGAGUGGAGGGACAAGAGCCUCGUCGAAAUUGAUGGUCCCAAUGGCUUCAAGGUUCUGGCCGUGUGCAACCAAGACUUUGUCAACCAAGGCCGAUGUAACUCGUCGAGCAUUGAUCAGUAUAUCGUUGCCCCCGAUGUGGACGAGAAGUCCAAAAGCAAGGUCGUAACACAGGCCGUGCAUCUCGACCAUGCCACUCCUUUCAAGUACUCGAUCAAGAAGACGGGAUAUUAUUGUGUGUUCACUCAUUCGGAUAACUCACACCCGUACACUGCCAUCGCCGAAUUCCGCAAUGCCUACGGUGAACUCGCUGCAACCCAGAUUCCCAAGCUUCCAUUCUACGGUGGUGUUACCAUCCUGUACCUUCUGGUCGCUGGCUACUGGGGAGUCCUCUAUUACCAGCACCGCCAUGAUAUAUUGGCUGUUCAGAACUACAUCACAGCCAUCUUGGCCUUCCUACCAAUAGAAAUGGUUAUGACCUGGGGCUUUUAUGAUUUCAAGAACCGCAAUGGCUCUAAUAUCGGAUCCAAGGUCAUGCUUAUCAUCGUUGCUAUCCUCAAUUCAGCUCGCAACUCGUUCUCCUUCUUUCUACUCCUCAUUGUCUGCAUGGGAUACGGUGUCGUAAAACCCAGCCUUGGCCGAACAAUGAUCUGGGUUCGGUGGUUGGCAGCUGCUCAUUUUAUCUUCGGCCUGAUGUAUUCGAUCACCAGUCUCAUUGUUUCCCCCGAGAGUGCUACUCCCUUCGUUCUACUCAUUGUUCUUCCACUCGCCAGUACCUUAACAGCUUUCUAUGUGUGGACCUUGAACUCAUUGAACGCCACGCUUAAGGAGCUCAGGGAGCGUAAGCAGAAUGUCAAGGAAGGCAUGUACAAGAAGCUCUGGUGGGCCAUUCUUGCCAGCAUCAUCGUCAUCUUCGGUUUCUUGUUCUUCAACAGUUUUGCGUUCGCCUCGAUCCGGGAUCCAAACUUCGUCCCCAAGCAUUGGAAAUCCAGAUGGUUUGUUCUUGAUGGGUGGUUGAACAUUGUCUACUUCGCCGACGUUGUUUGGAUUGCAUACAUCUGGCGCCCUACGGCCAACAACCGCCGUUUCGCCAUGAGUGACGAAGUCGCCCAGGACGAUGAUGGUAAUUUCGAGUUUGCCGACAUUGGUGUCCCGGAUGACUUUGACGACGACGACGAGGAAGCCAAUGUUGGUAAAAACCGAGGCCAGAAUCAAGGACAACAGUCCACCGGUGCCGGACUUGCUGGUGCCGGGAUCGCCGGGGCUGCUGUUGCUGGAGCCGCAGCUGCCGCAUCAUCAUCCAGCCAUCGCCCUCUCCCGCGCGAGUCUCUUGACGGAGAGACUAUCUUCGCCGUCGGAGAAGAUGGUGACAAGAUGUCAGAUCUUGAUGAUGAUGACGACGACGACGAUGAUGACGAUGAUAGCGAUGAGGAGGCGAAACUUGUACGCAAGAACAACUAA